AUGGCUAAGAAAGCUAUUGAUUCCCGUAUUCCAUCUUUGAUAAGAAAUGGGGUGCAAACGAAACAAAGAUCCUUCUUUGUUAUCGUAGGUGACCGAGCACGUAACCAAUUGCCAAAUUUACAUUACUUAAUGAUGAGUGCCGACCUGAAAAUGAACAAGUCCGUUCUUUGGGCGUACAAGAAGAAAUUGAUGGGGUUUACCUCACAUAGGAAGAAGCGUGAGGCUAAGAUCAAGAAGGAAAUUAAGAGAGGUACUAGAGAAGUUAACGAUCAAGAUCCAUUUGAAACUUUUAUCUCCAAUCAAAAUAUUAGAUAUGUUUAUUAUAAGGAAACAGAAAAAAUCUUGGGUAAUACCUAUGGUAUGUGUAUCUUGCAAGAUUUUGAAGCUUUAACUCCUAAUUUAUUGGCUAGAACUUUGGAAACCGUGGAAGGUGGUGGUAUUAUUGUCAUUUUGCUAAAGUCCAUGAGUUCUUUGAAACAACUGUAUACUAUGACCAUGGAUGUGCAUUCUCGUUAUAGAACUGAGGCCCAUGGUGAUGUUGUGGCAAGAUUUAAUGAAAGAUUUAUCUUGUCUCUAGGUGCAAAUGAAAAUUGUUUAGUAGUUGAUGAUGAAUUGAAUGUCCUACCUAUAUCUGGUGCUAAGAAUGUUAAACCAUUACCUCCAAAGGAUGAUGAGGACUUAUCUCCCAAACAAAUUGAAUUGAAUGAACUAAAGGAAUCAUUAGAAGAUGUUCAACCUGCUGGUUCCUUGGUAGCUUUAUCUAAAACUGUUAACCAAGCUCAUGCUAUCUUAUCAUUUAUCGACGCUAUCUCAGAAAAAACAUUGAAUUCUACAGUGGCAUUAACAGCAGGAAGAGGUAGAGGUAAAUCCGCUGCUUUGGGUAUUUCCAUUGCUGCUGCAGUGUCUCAUGGAUAUUCUAACAUUUUUGUUACCUCCCCAUCACCAGAAAAUUUAAGAACUCUUUUCGAAUUCAUUUUCAAAGGGUUCGAUGCUUUAGGGUACCAAGAGCAUAUUGAUUAUGAUAUUAUUCAAUCUACAAACCCUGAUUUCAACAAGGCUAUCGUUAGAGUCGACAUUAAGAGAGAUCAUAGACAAACUAUCCAAUAUAUUAUUCCACAAGAUUCUCAUGUGUUGGGUCAAGCUGAAUUAGUUGUCAUUGAUGAAGCUGCCGCUAUUCCACUUCCUAUUGUUAAAAACUUAUUGGGUCCUUAUUUGGUCUUCAUGGCUUCUACAAUUAAUGGGUAUGAAGGUACUGGUAGAUCAUUAUCCUUGAAAUUGAUUCAACAAUUACGUACUCAAUCAAUUACUAAUGGUCGUGAAAACACACAAACUGAAGUGGUUUCAAGAGAUACUAACAAGACUCCUGAUUUACAUUUAAGUUCCGCAGGCCGUCAGCUAAAGGAAAUCGCCCUAGAUGAACCAAUCAGGUACGCACCAGGUGAUCCAAUUGAAAAAUGGUUGAAUAAACUGUUGUGUUUAGACGUCACUUUAAUUAAGAAUCCAAGAUUCGCUGCAAGAGGUACACCACAUCCAUCUCAAUGUAAUUUAUUCAUUGUCAAUAGAGAUACUUUAUUCUCUUAUCACCCUGUGUCAGAAAAUUUCUUGGAGAAGAUGAUGGCUCUUUAUGUUGCUUCUCAUUACAAAAAUUCUCCAAACGAUUUGCAACUAAUGAGUGAUGCUCCUGCCCAUCAAUUAUUCGUGCUGUUGCCCCCAAUUGAUGCUAAAGAUGGUGGUAGAAUUCCUGAUCCGUUAUGUGUCAUUCAAAUCGCCUUAGAAGGUGAAAUCUCGAAACAGAGCGUCAGAAAUUCCCUAUCAAGAGGUCAAAGAGCAGGAGGUGAUUUAAUUCCAUGGUUAGUGUCCCAACAAUUCCAAGAUGAAGAAUUUGCUGGGUUAAGUGGUGCUCGUGUGGUGAGAAUAGCAACUAAUCCAGAAUACGCAUCCAUGGGGUACGGGUCUAGAGCUAUCCAAUUGCUAAGAGAUUAUUUUGAAGGGAAGUUUGCUGACAUGUCAGAAUCUGCUCAUCCAAAGGAUUAUUCAUUAAAGAGAGUCUCCGAUAAGGAAUUAGCAAAAAGUAAUUUGUUGAAAGACGAAGUUAAGUUAAGAGAUGCAAAGAGCCUACCACCUCUUUUGUUGAAACUUUCCGAACAACCUCCACGUUUCUUACAUUAUUUGGGUGUCUCAUACGGGCUUACUCAAUCGUUACAUAAAUUCUGGAAGAACAAUAAAUUCGUACCUGUUUAUUUACGUCAAACCGCCAAUGAUUUGACUGGUGAGCAUACAUGUGUCAUGCUGAACGUUCUGGAUGGCAGAGAAUCUCACUGGCUAGUGGAAUUUGCAAAUGAUUUCCACAAGAGAUUCUUGUCAUUACUAUCAUACGAUUUCCAUAAAUUUACCGCUGUGCAAGCAUUGAGUGUUCUAGAGAGCAGUAAGAAAGCACAAGAAUUGCAUGAGGAUGAUUCUACCAACAAAGUGAAGGAAUUGUCAAAGAGUCAAAUGGAUGAUAUAUUUUCUCCUUUCGAUUUAAAGAGAUUAGACAGUUAUGCCAAUAACUUGUUAGACUAUCAUGUGAUUGUCGAUAUGUUGCCAAUGUUAUCAUUACUAUAUUUCGGAGGUAAAAUGGGUGAUUCGGUAAAAUUAUCCAGUGUUCAAAGUGCCAUUUUGUUGGCCAUUGGGUUACAACGUAAGAGCAUCGACGAUAUAUCCAAGGAAUUGAACUUACCAGCCAACCAAACGAUUGCAAUGUUCGCUAAAGUCAUGAGAAAGAUAUCUGUAUACUUCCGUUCUGUGCUUAGCGAAUCCAUUGAAGAAACUCUACCGGCUGUCAAGAAUCAACAGAUAGCUGAAAUGGAUGGCGAAGAGAUUAAGACAUAUGAUGCAGCUCGGGCAUUAGACCAAAUGGAUGAAGAACUGGAAGAAGCAGGCUCUGAAGCUAUACAAGCAAUGAAAGAGAAGCAGAAGGAAUUGAUCAACUCUUUGAAUUUGGAGAAAUAUGCCAUUAAUGAGAAUAGUGAAGGUUGGGAGCAGUCCAAGAAAAGUUUAGAGAAGGCAGCUAAGAGUAAAGGUGUUGUUAGUGUCCAAACCGGUAAGAAAAGAACGACAGAACAUGCAGAAAGCAUUUACAAGGAAGAGAUGAAGGCUUUAAAGAAGAGUAAAAGAUCCAAGAAAUAA
This is a messenger RNA of Naumovozyma castellii, 3168 nucleotides long. RefSeq names its product ribosome biosynthesis protein KRE33 (gene KRE33). Lineage: Eukaryota; Fungi; Ascomycota; Saccharomycetes; Saccharomycetales; Saccharomycetaceae. The record is from RefSeq and is a predicted model, not a curated record. The transcript has a single exon. Bases 1 to 3168 code for a protein of 1055 amino acids.